AUUGAAAUAAGAAGAAAAAAUAAAUGCUAGUAGAGAAACUUUUCCAUCAUCGAGAUCUUAAAAUCUCAACUCAAAAGUGAUUUUGUUUAUUAUUCUUUUCCAGUGAAACCCACAUCUAACUUUUUCCUUUUUCCUUUUUCGUCUUCUUUAAUUUAGUUUCAUGUUCCUAGGAUCUGUUCCUCAGUAAACUUGUCCUGGGAUUUUCUUUUAAAGAUUGCAUCAUCAUUACCAAUCUUUUUCUUGAGCUUUUCAGUUUCUUGCUUUUCUUGAUAUGAUAUUAUAAGACUUCGUUAACUUCUCACGCUGCUUCGUUUUUCACUCGGUAAAAUGCAAUCACAGAGCUGCAGAGAGUGAAUAAAAAUGGAGGAAUCUAUUUUAUUUGCCUUCCAUAAAGAGAUAAAAUCUGGAGAACAUGUGGUGUCUGCUAUAUUGCCUCUGUUGAAACUAAUCACCCUUACACUUUUUGGUUUAAUUCUUACCAAAGUCCAUCUCGUCCAUAAAGAUACAUUCAAGCAGCUUAGCAAGCUUGUUUUUGCUCUGUUCUUGCCUUGCUUGAUAUUCACUUAUCUUGGUCCAUCCAUUACUCUCCAUAAAAUUGUACGGUGGUGGUUCAUUCCUGUUAAUGUAAUCAUUAGUACUACAAUUGGUUGCGUACUGGGAUAUUUGGUGGCGUUGAUAUGCCGGCCACCGGAGGAACUCUUUCGGUUCACAAUUAUUAUGACUGCAUUUGGAAACACAGGUAAUCUCCCAAUCGCAAUAGUUACAUCAGUGUGUCAUAGUACUGAUAAUCCAUUUGGAAGUGAAUGUUCUGAGAAUGGCAUCGCUUAUGCAUCAUUUUCGCAAUGGGUUUCUGUUAUUCUUGUUUACACACUUGUUUAUCAUAUGAUGGAACCGCCAUUGGAGUACUAUGAGAUCGAUAAUGAAGAGGGAGAGAUUAAGGAAGUGCCUGUCAGUAACAGCAUGCCGCUCCUUGUGGAAGCUGAGUGGCCAGGAAUGGAAAAUCAAGAAACUGAACAUAGCAAGACACCAUUGAUUGCAAGGCUCUUCAAUAGCAUAUCGGGUAUUUCAGAAAGAAAUGUUCCUGAUUUUGAUACAAUAGAAGAGGCCGCCAAAGAUGAGAGAAGUGAAAGCAACCCCACAUCGAUUAGGUGCUUGGGAGAGCCUAGGAUGGUUAGAAAGAUUAGAAUUGUUGCUGAGCGAACCCCAAUCCGCCACAUUCUUCAGCCUCCAACUAUUGCUUCUUUGCUGGCUAUUAUCAUCGGAGUGAUUCCUGCUGUAAAAAAGAUAGUAUAUAAUCCUGAUGGUCCACUUGAAUUUAUAACAGACAGUUUAAGUAUCAUGUCCGAGGCAAUGGUGCCAUCAGUUAUGCUUAUUCUCGGAGGGAUGCUUGCUGAAGGACCAGAUCAGUCGAAACUUGGGAUUCGAACAACAAUUGGGAUUAUUGUUGCAAGGCUAUUGGUGCUUCCUGUAAUUGGAAUUGGAGUCAUCUACUUAGCUGAUAAAUGGAAUAUUUUAAUCUCUGAGGACGACAGAAUGUUCAGGUUUGUGCUUCUGCUGCAAUACGCAACACCAAGCGCCAUUUUGCUGGGAGCCAUAGCAAGCUUGAGAGGUUAUGCAGUUAAAGAGGCUUCAGCACUUCUCUUCUGGCAACACGCCUGCGCUGUGGUCUCACUUUCAGUAUACAUGAUUGUCUUCUUUGAUCUGCUUUUUUCAUACAUCUAAGGAACUGUUGUAGGACAUAAUGUCAGGUAUGGAGGGUGUCAAAGAGCAAGAGCAGGUGGAUGGAAGUUCCAUGCCCCCAUCUAAAGAGGAGGAAGAAGUUGUGAAGAAAAAAUAUGGAGGCAUCAUGCCCAAGAAACC
This is a messenger RNA of Manihot esculenta (cassava), 1860 nucleotides long. Its product is annotated as protein PIN-LIKES 2. Gene Ontology annotation, biological process: endoplasmic reticulum to cytosol auxin transport. Lineage: Eukaryota; Viridiplantae; Streptophyta; Magnoliopsida; Malpighiales; Euphorbiaceae. The transcript is spliced from 3 exons. The record is from RefSeq and is a predicted model, not a curated record. The coding region runs from base 361 to 1722 and encodes 453 amino acids. Gene Ontology annotation, cellular component: membrane.